This is a messenger RNA of Pyrus x bretschneideri (Chinese white pear), 2128 nucleotides long. RefSeq names its product CDPK-related kinase 3-like. Gene Ontology annotation, molecular function: calcium-dependent protein serine/threonine kinase activity; calmodulin binding; calcium/calmodulin-dependent protein kinase activity. The record is from RefSeq and is a predicted model, not a curated record. Gene Ontology annotation, cellular component: cytoplasm; nucleus. Lineage: Eukaryota; Viridiplantae; Streptophyta; Magnoliopsida; Rosales; Rosaceae. Gene Ontology annotation, biological process: intracellular signal transduction; peptidyl-serine phosphorylation; protein autophosphorylation. The coding region runs from base 98 to 1900 and encodes 600 amino acids. The transcript is spliced from 11 exons.
GCGGAGGGACGACGCAGAUUCGAUAGGGGCCGUCAGAUGUGCGGACUUUAACUCGGGGCUCGUGAUCCGAUACACCGCCGGAGACUGAGUUUCGACGAUGGGCCAAUGCUACGGCAAAACCAUUCCCACCAACGAAAAUGACCCCAACGGCACCAACGUAACUACAAUCACUACCGACGUCCACCAAUCUCAAACGACGCCGUCGCAGCAGGCCGGGCAGAACGGGGCCCGCAGCGUAAAGAACACGCCGGCCCGGUCGUCGAACCCUAGCCCAUGGCCGAGCCCGUACCCGCAGGGCGUAUCUUCCAGCCCUUUACCUGCAGGAGUGUCGCCGUCUCCGGCGAGGUCGUCGACUCCGGGGAGGUUUUUCCGGCGGAGGUUUGCGCCUCCGUCUCCGGCGAAGCAUAUAAAGGCGUCGCUAGCGAAGCGGUUCGGGAAGCCGAAGGCGAGUCCGAUUCCGGAGGAGGGCGGGGCGGAGCCGGAGCCGGAGCAGUCGCUGGACAAGAGUUUCGGGUAUGGGAAGAAUUUUGGAGCUAAGUAUGAGCUUGGGAAGGAGGUGGGGCGAGGGCAUUUUGGUCAUACUUGCUCUGGUAGGGGAAAGAAGGGUGAGCUCAAGGACCAGCCUCUGGCUGUUAAGAUCAUUUCGAAAGCCAAGAUGACGACAGCAAUAUCGAUUGAAGAUGUUCGUAGAGAGGUGAAGAUAUUGAAAGCUCUAUCUGGGCAUAAGCAUCUUGUAAAAUUUUAUGAUGCAUGUGAAGACGCCAAUAAUGUUUACAUUGUCAUGGAAUUGUGUGAAGGGGGGGAACUUCUCGACAGAAUUUUAUCUAGAGGCGGAAGGUAUGCAGAGGAAGAUGCAAAACACAUAGUCGUGCAAAUUUUAAGUGUUGUUGCAUUUUGUCAUCUUCAAGGCGUUGUGCACCGCGACUUAAAGCCAGAGAAUUUCCUUUUCGCUACUAGAAGUGAAGAUGCUGAUAUGAAGCUUAUUGACUUUGGUCUUUCUGACUUUAUCAGACCAGAUGAAAGACUUAAUGAUAUUGUUGGAAGUGCAUACUAUGUUGCGCCUGAAGUCCUCCAUAGAUCUUAUAGCCUUGAGGGAGAUAUAUGGAGCAUUGGUGUAAUCACCUAUAUCCUGCUAUGUGGAAGCCGACCUUUCUGGGCACGAACCGAAUCUGGAAUUUUCCGUGCAGUGCUACGAGCUGAUCCUAGUUUUGAUGAGUUACCCUGGCCUACUAUGUCUCUAGAAGCCAAGGACUUCGUAAGAAGACUUUUGAACAAGGACUACAGAAAAAGAAUGACUGCUGUCCAAGCCUUAUCUCACCCAUGGUUGCGAGAUGACAGUCGUCCUCUUCCUUUGGAUAUAUUGAUACAUAAAUUAGUCAAAUCAUAUCUCCAUGCUACGCCAUUUAAACGUGCAGCACUUAAGUCUCUUUCCAAAGCUUUGACGGAGGAUGAGUUGAUAUAUCUAAGAGCCCAAUUCAUGCUUUUGGAACCAGAUAAUGAUGAGCGUGUCUCUCUUCAUAAUUUCAAAAUGGCUCUACAAAGAAAUUCAACUGAUGCGAUGAAGGAGUCAAGGGUUGUUGAUAUCCUAAAUGCGAUGGAACCGCUUGCUUAUAGAACAAUGGACUUCGAAGAAUUUUGCGCAGCAGCAAUCAGUACCCAUCAAUUGGAGGCCCUUGAAGGGUGGGAGCAGAUAGCCUGUACUGCUUUUGAGCAUUUUGAACGGGAGGGUAACCGAGUCAUAUCAAUUGAAGAACUGGCAAGAGAAUUAAAUCUCGGCCCUUCUGCCUACUCUAUCCUCCGAGAUUGGAUCAGAAGCGCAGACGGAAAGCUCAAUUUCCUUGGGUAUACAAAAUUUUUGCAUGGUGUGACGAUCCGUAGCUCCAACACCAGACACCAUUAGUAUUAUUCUUUUCUCCCUUUUACCCUAUUUUUUUUUUUUAGCUUUUUAACAUAUAGUUUCUUGUAAGAUUCAUGGGUUUUUCGGAUGAUUUGCGGGAAUUUUAAUUUCGCUUUCUUCGGGCAGGUGGGGAUAAAGGAAAAUGUGUAUAAAAAAAUGAACAUGCUAGUGAAUCCAGUUGGGAAUUUCAAGCCAAUUUUUUAAAAGUCAAUGAUUUUCUCUCUUCUCGUU